Molecule: messenger RNA, 1602 nt
Organism: Symbiodinium sp. CCMP2456
Lineage: Eukaryota; Dinophyceae; Suessiales; Symbiodiniaceae
Source: the annotation of a GenBank genome assembly
AUGAGUUCUGCAGGCGAGCGGGCAGGCUACAAGAGCAAUGGAAAGGGAAGAUCAGCCGAAGGUAAGGGCAAAGGUGACACAAAAGAAAUGCCUGCAGAUGAUCGCAAGGGCGAGCGGAAGGGCAGCGAGAAAGGCGAAAGAAAGGGUGGAGGAAAAGGCGACAAAGGUGGCAAAGGAAAGGGAGAUCCCAAAGGAGACAAAGGCAAGGGGAAGAGAGAGGUCAAAGUGGUCUCAACCGGCUUGAGAGGUAAAGUGAUCAAGUUCGUGGCUGGCAAGCCAAGUGGCUUCAUUCAACGGGCGGAUGGAGAGAAGGAUGUGUUCUUCGAUUUGGCUGAUGUUGUGGAAGGGGAGAUUGAGGUUGAGGAUUUUGUGGAGUUUGAUGUCGUUGAAGGUAUGGACAGAAAGCUGUAUGGCUCCAAAGUAAAGAAACUUCCAAAGGACACCGACCUGAAAGAGGAAGGGCAAGUUCUGAAGUCUACUUCAGUGCACACGGCUUCCAAAGCUGGCUCGCUCACCGGCGGCGGUCUCACUUUAGGGAAGGAAACUCGGCCUAGCCGCCUAGCCACGCGGCUCACGGCCAUGGCGGUGCAGGGCCAGCUGGACCUCAAGCCUGGAGACCGGCGAGCCCUCAAAGCAAGCAUCGCUGGCAUGUGCGGGCUGCUUCUAUGGAGGCUACAGUUGAGCUGUGCGCCCCACCCCUGUUUUGCAAGCUCGCCAAGCCUGCGGGUCUCAAGAAGUCGACCGCUAAGUCGCGAGCAUCUCGCUGGCACGGCGCAUGCGUCAUCCUCGCAUGCCAGGCUAAAUUGUGGCCGAACUCUUGCAGCUCCUGCGGCGCUUCUUGCUGGAGCGGGAGCUGGUGCCGCCGCCAACUCCCGUCGGCGCAGGUCAUUCGCAGGCCGGAAGUCUGCACAAGCGGAUGGAGAGAUGGCUCGGGAUCCAGAAGCAGGGGCCGAACGGGUGGCCCGGGAUCCAGAAGCGCCACGUUCGCAGGCAGCCGAACCCAGCAGGGGUGAAAGCGACGAUGGCCUGAAGGGGUUUGUCAGAAAAUUGAAGGAAGAUCCUGAGUUUCAGGAGGAUGUGAAGACAUUUUUCACGUCACUCACCGUGGCUCUUUUGAUCAGAGGUUUCCUGGUCGAGCCACGCUUUAUUCCGUCCUUGUCCAUGUACCCGAACUUCGACAUAGGUGACCAGCUCACAGUUGACAAGGUCUCGAAACGUUGGCGCGAGUACCAGCGCAGAGAUGUUGUCGUCUUCAACCCACCACCAGCCUUCAGCCUUGUUGUGGGCGGUGACAGAUCUGGAGAUGCGUUGAUCAAGCGAAUUGUCGCCCUUGCGGGGGACACGGUUGAGAUAAAGAAUGGCGGAACUUUGUACAUCAACGGUGAGGCACAGGACGAACCUUUCACGAACGAGGCUGCAAAGUACGACUUUGGACCUAUAACAGUUCCAGACGGAUGUGUCUUCGUCCUCGGCGACAACAGGAACCAAUCUCUGGAUGGCCACGUUUGGGGCCCCCUUCCUGUCGAAAACAUCAUCGGACGCGCGACUCUGAAGUUUUGGCCACCAUGGCAUGUUGGUUCUGUCGUCGCAGCUCCGCCUUGA